Saccharomycodes ludwigii is the source of this 888-nucleotide messenger RNA. RefSeq lists its product as uncharacterized. Lineage: Eukaryota; Fungi; Ascomycota; Saccharomycetes; Saccharomycodales; Saccharomycodaceae. Gene Ontology annotation, cellular component: cytoplasm. The transcript has a single exon. The record is from RefSeq and is a predicted model, not a curated record. The coding region runs from base 1 to 888 and encodes 295 amino acids.
AUGUCACUGAUUGCACAAGAAACAAAAAGACACCUAAUUAUUGUACCAGGUCAUUCGGUUUGGAAAAAGACAAAUGAUCCCUUGAAUCUAGGGCAGUUAUCUGAUCAUUGGGUAUUAGCACCCUUCCAAUUAGAAGGAAAUGAUCAUUUAACCAUGAUAAAACAUGGAUUAAAGGCCAUAAUAGAAUUAGUUAAAGAGUAUGAUGGUCUUACUGAUCAAAAUUUAAUAUUAUACAGUGGAUCGAAAACAAAGGUAAAUAUAGAUCAAAGUGAGGGGAAGUCUUAUUAUGAAUUAAUGAAAAGAUUAUUGCUUGAAACUAAUCCAACCGUAAUCAAUAAUGUUUUUCAGAAUCUCGAUAAACAAAUAAUCGAAAUGAUUAAUGAAAUUCACAAAAUUGGUAAAAUUAAUGACGUAUUCAAAAAAGAUGUCAUAAACUAUGAAGAAUAUGCCUUGGAUUCGUUUGAAAAUUUAUAUUACUCUAUAUUGAAAUUUAAGCAAUUGAAUAGUUCCAAAAAAUUACCUAAUAAAAUUACCAUUGUUGGAUUUGAAUUCAAAAGAAAAAGAUUUGUGGAGCUGCAUGCGGCUAAAGCCUUAGGAUAUAAUAAUUUAGAGUAUAUUGGAAUAGAUCCGAAUCCAAUAGCAUUAACUGCGGAAAAAAGGGUGAAAUAUUUUGCAGAUUUAGCUGUACAAGAAAAUAAAUAUGGCUAUGAACCAUUUGUAAAGGAUUGGUACGGGGUUAAGGUUCCCUUGCUCGAGAAAAAAUUGAAAAGAAAUGUAUUCAAUAUGGUGGCUGCUGAUUAUUAUUAUCCUUAUUUGGUAGAUUUAAAACACGAUGGUGAUGAUUUUGAAUUUUACACUAAGGUGGUUAAACCAUCAUUAUUCUAUUGA